This is a messenger RNA of Lasiosphaeria miniovina, 558 nucleotides long. RefSeq lists its product as uncharacterized. NCBI's taxonomy places the organism in Eukaryota, Fungi, Ascomycota, Sordariomycetes, Sordariales, Lasiosphaeriaceae. The record is from RefSeq and is a predicted model, not a curated record. The annotation marks the transcript as partial. The transcript is spliced from 2 exons.
ACGUCGAGGAGCAUACGAGCCGGGUAUGCUAAAGCCGGUUUGUUCCCCUUCAACCCAGACAGGGUACUUAGUGAUACACCGAAGCCCGCUGCUGCACUAGCCGUUCCGAAAAUCAACGAUGUGGAUUCCUGUGCGCAAGACCACGUACCGCAAACGCCCCUGACGCCAGCGUCAGCAGAAGCUAUUACGUCUCUACAUAAUCUGAUUAAACAGGAUGCUCAUAUACUUAACGAGACGAGCAGACAGCGCCUUAAGAGACAUGUACAGAAGCUUACAAACGCCGCCCAACUGUCCUUUGCCGAGCGGACCGCGAGAGUGAUGAGCUAUGAGGACCUCGAGACGGCGCGAGCCGACCGUGCUACGAAAGAGAUCGCGAAAGAAGCUAAUAAAGCUGCGAGAGACGAUAAGAAGGCUGCAAAAGAGGCUAAGAAAGUCGCUAUACUUGAGGCUAAGAAAACUAGCGCGGGCAAGGUAAAACGUGGUCGGAAGCGGAAGAGCCCUGCGGAGGUAUUUGCGCCGGAACCAAAGGCCAGGUUGGCACAGAUGAACGCAAUGUAG